AUGAUAAGACUGCAGAACGUUUGUCAGUGGGGAAACGGGAAAAACUCGUGCACUUCGUCGCGUCGCGAGAUCCUCGCUUGGGUAAACGAUAAUCUCAACACAAGUUUCAUGCGAUUGGAGGACCUCUGCUCCGGGGUGCAAUACUGCCAAAUGCUUCACAAGCUCCGACCAUCCGCCAUCAACUUGAAGAAGGUCAUAGUAAACACGAGGGCCCAACAUGAAUUUGUUCGCAAUAUGAAACUGCUGCAGAGGAGUCUUUUGAAACAAGGUAUUGAGAAGCAAAUACCCAUUCUUCGGCUAGUUGCUCGGGGCUAUCGCGAGACCCUGGAGUUUUCUCAGUGGUUCAAGGCCUUCUACGAUCGCAACUAUAUUCUUCUUCAAGAUGAAAUUGCCCAGGACAAAAAGAAUAGAACGGCCAUCAAGAUAAUGCGGCACUCGAUCUAUGGCUAA
Molecule: messenger RNA, 450 nt
Organism: Drosophila subpulchrella
Lineage: Eukaryota; Metazoa; Arthropoda; Insecta; Diptera; Drosophilidae
Product: microtubule-associated protein RP/EB family member 2
Exons: 2
Coding region: 1-450 (149 amino acids)
Biological process (GO): regulation of microtubule polymerization or depolymerization; protein localization to microtubule plus-end; spindle assembly
Cellular component (GO): microtubule organizing center; spindle midzone; cytoplasmic microtubule
Molecular function (GO): microtubule plus-end binding
Source: RefSeq, a predicted model, not a curated record